Messenger RNA from Olea europaea var. sylvestris, 2493 nucleotides. RefSeq lists its product as uncharacterized. Gene Ontology annotation, molecular function: RNA-DNA hybrid ribonuclease activity; nucleic acid binding. The record is from RefSeq and is a predicted model, not a curated record. Lineage: Eukaryota; Viridiplantae; Streptophyta; Magnoliopsida; Lamiales; Oleaceae. The transcript has 10 exons. Bases 1 to 2493 code for a protein of 830 amino acids.
AUGCACGCGCGUCGAGCAACUCACUUCUGUCAAAAUCUAAGCCAAAUAAGACAAUCAGACACACCACAGAUCAUUAGCUUUACGACAUCUGAGGCUACGCAGCUACUCAAUCCGCACCAUGAUGCUUUGGUCAUAUCUUCGAACAUCGUCAACUGCUUAGUCAAGUGCAUUUUGAUAGACAACAGCAGUAGUGCAAACGUACUUUUCCUGGAGACCGUUAAGGCAAUGGGAAUUCCAGAAGAUAACAUUACAUGCCGGACGAUCAACGUUUCAUCAGCAAUCCCAGCCCACCAUCCCAAAUCAACCAGAUGUGGAAGAACUAGACGAAAUACAGAUCCACCCCGACUUCCCAGAUCACAAAACUCGAGUCAGAGCAAGGUUAGAACCAGAGCUCAGGAAAUGCCUGAUCAAAUAUUGAUGCACCCAGCUGACCAAGAGAAAAUCACUUUCAUGACAGAGCGAGACACGUUCUGUUACAAGGUUAUGCCAUUCGGACUAAAAAACGCGGGAGCAACAUAUCAACGACUAGUAAAUCGUAUGUUCGCUGAGCAACUCAAAAAAUCCAUGGAAGUCUACAUUGACGAUAUGCUGGUGAAGUCUUUGAUUGCAAAGCAACAAAUAGACCACCUUAAGCAGUCUUUCGAGGUUCUAAAGAAAUACAACAUGAAGCUUAAUCCGUCCAAGUGUUCAUUCAGAGUAUCCUCUGGCAAGUUUCUGGGUUACUUAGUAACACAACGGGAAAUCGAAGCAAAUUCGGACCAAAUCCAAUCAAUCAUUAACAUUCCAUCUCCAACUUGUAUCAAGGAAGUUCAAAGGCUUACUGGAAGGCUUGCAACUCUUAACAGAAGUGCUUCAGAAACUCAAACAACAUCUGACAUCACCACCACUCCUAUCGAAAUCGAAAGACGGAAACAACUAUACAUGUACUUGGCAGUUUCGGAGAUGACGGUCAGCGCAGUCUUGGUCUGUGAAGAACAUGGAAAGCAACUCCCAAUCUACUAUGUUAGCAAGGCAUUGCUGGAUGCAGAAACCCGCUAUAGCCAACUGGAGAAAUUAGCUUUGUCACUUGUUAGUGCAGCUCGAAAGCUAAGACCGUACUUCCAGAGCCAUUCAAUAGUACUCACGGGUUUCAUCGCUGAUUUUGCACCUAACUCACAUGUUUUGGCCCAAAGAGAACUUCUCUGCUUGACAAAUGGACAGGAAACAGGCAUAUGGACGCUCCAGGUAGACGGGUCGAGCAACAUCAAUGGUACAGGACUUAGCAUUGUCUUAACAUCACCGGAAGGAGAUCAAAUAGAACAGGCAAUUAGGUGUGAAUUCAAGGCAACCAACAAUGAGGUAGAUUACGAAGCACUUAUUGUUGGACUAGUCUUAGCAAAAGAGAUCGAAAUCACCCGAAUAGACAUCUACAGUCAUUUUCAGCUUAUUGUAAACCAAGUACAGGGCACCUUCCUUGCCAAAGACAUAAAGAUGACAUCCUACCUAGAGUUGGCCAAGCGGCUCUGCAAAGAGUUUGAUGAGUUCCAUAUCACUCAAGUCCCACGAACUGAAAACAUCCAAGCAGACGCACUAGCCAGCCUCGGAGCAACUAUGAAUAUGAAACAAAGUAAGUCCUGGAUGACACCGAUCAUCAGGUACCUCCAAAUUGAUGAGUUGCCAGCAGAUAAGAAUGAAGCUCGACGAACUAAAGCUAAGGCUGCGAGAUUUUGCAUUAUAGACAUAAGUUGUAUAAAAGAUCAUUCUCUAGACCCUAUCUCCGAUGCAUCAGCAACGCAGAGGUCGAAUAUGUCUUGGCUGAACUUCAUGAAGGGGAGUGUGAUAAUCACUCGGGAGCCCGGAGCCUGGCGUAUUAUGCCAACGAUUUGCCAAUGUCUCCCACCUUCCACCAGAACGGCUCAACCCCAUUCUUUCACCUUGGUCGUUCAUGAAAUGGGGGAUGGACAUAUUGGAAAACUCUCCGCUGCUCCAGGACAACGAGUUUUCAUGCUAGCAGUCACAGACUAUUUCACGAAAUGGAUUGAAGCUGAGGCACUCUCAAAGUGGAACAUCAAGCUAAACUUCUCCACUCCGCGAUAUCCCCAAGCCAAUGACAAGUUGCCUGGUGUCCUUUGGUCAUAUCGCACCACUGUUCGAACAUCCACUGGUGAAACGCCUUUCUCGUUAGCUUACAACAUGGAAGCGAUCAUACCAGUAGAAAUAGGCACUCCAACAUUUCGGUAUGAAUGGACAACUGAUGAGCAGAAUCAAGUCGAGUUGUGCCAUGAGUUAGAUUUGGCGGAUGAACGAAGAGAAAGAACUUUGAUUCAUACGGUGAGAGCUAGAACCUUCAAAGAAGGCGAAUGGAUGCUGCAAAGAGUAUUUCAAAACGCCAAGGAAGCUGGUGCCGGAAAGCUUGCAGCAAAUUGGGAAGGAUCAUACCUGAUCACAAAGGUCGUUGGGCAAGGAGCUUAUAAGCUAUGCACCCAAGACUGUAGAGAUAUCACCAACAGCUGA